Molecule: messenger RNA, 1867 nt
Organism: Nematolebias whitei (Rio pearlfish)
Lineage: Eukaryota; Metazoa; Chordata; Actinopteri; Cyprinodontiformes; Rivulidae
Gene: klhl36
Product: kelch-like family member 36
Exons: 7
Coding region: 2-1669 (555 amino acids)
Molecular function (GO): cullin family protein binding
Source: RefSeq, a predicted model, not a curated record
GAUGGACAAGUCCAGCCGCGUGUGUCGACCCCAGAGUCUCAGUGAAUCCUCCAAGGUGGAGUUGGUAGGGGUGUCCUACAUCGGUCUGAAGGCUGUGGUGGACUUCCUGUACAGUGGAGAGCUGCUGUUAGAUGGAGGAACCAUUGACUGUGUACUGGAAGCAGCACACCUUCUGCAGCUGUGGCGAGCUGUGGAUUUCUGCUGCCAGUACCUGGAGCGGGAGGUGAAUGAGGAGAACUACCUGUACCUCCAGGAACUGGCUCAGGUCUACAGUCUGGAGCGGCUCGAUGUCUUCAUUGAUCACUUCAUCCUCGCACGUUUCUCCACACUCUCUUUCACUACUGACUUUCUUCUAAGUAUUCCGUUGCACAAACUCACUUCCUACCUCUCUUGUGGCCAGGUUCAGCACGACAGCGAGCAGGCUCUACUGCAGGCCACCCUGCAGUGGCUCACUCAGAACCCUGAGCGGACCUCAUACGCCCAACAGCUGCUCUCCCACAUUCGAUUCCCCCUGAUGCCGGUGGGGGACCUCAUGACCCAGGUGCUCCCAGCGGUGCAAGCUCUGCUGCCCAAAGAACCCGGCUGUGAGGCCCUGGUAGAGGAGGCACUGGAAUACCAUGCCAAGCUGAGUGCUCAACCACUUCUCCAAACUGAACGGACCAUGCUGAGGGGAGGAGUGGAGCAGCUGCUGCUCAUUGGAGGAGAGGUGUUUGAGCGGGGAGAAGACCUGAGUGGCACCGUUUGUUGGCUGGAUAGUGAGACAGGAAGCUGGGAGUUGGAGACUGAGCUGCCAGCACAGAGGAGCCACCACUGCUUAGCAGUACUGGGGGGCUUCAUUUUUGCUGCUGGUGGCAGCUCAUCGAGGGACAACGGAGGAGAUGCUGCUUGUAACCUGCUGUACAGAUACGACCCACGCCACAAUCAGUGGACCAAGGGGGCUCCAAUGAACCAGCAGAGGGUAGACUUUUACCUGGGGACUGUGGGAGAGUGCCUCAUUGCAGUGGGAGGGAGGAACGGCACCGGAGCUUUGUGCUCUGUGGAGGUUUACUAUCCUGCAGAGGACUGCUGGUCCUACGUAGCACAACUACCCAGGUUCACUUACGGACAUGCUGGUACAGUCCACCAAGGCGUCGUCUACAUCUCAGGUGGUCACGACUAUCAGAUCGGUCCAUACCGCCAAGAUGUCCUGAGUUACGACCCGUCGCGGGACGGUGAGGUUUGGGUGGAAUGCCAGCCCAUGUCUUAUGCCCGAGGGUGGCACUGCAUGGCCUCCCUCAACAACCUCAUCUAUGCAAUUGGAGGCAGCGACGAUCAUGCGGACACCUCUGAGCGCUUCGACAUCUUGCAGGUGGAGUCCUACAACCCACAAGGCGGCCAGUGGACUCAGGUGGCUCCGCUGCUGCUGCCCAACAGUGAGGCGGGGCUGGCGGUCUGGGCAGGAAAGAUUUAUGUGCUCGGCGGCUACAGCUGGGAGAGCAUGGCAUUCUCCAGAGUCACUCAAGUGUAUGACCCUGAUAAGUGCUCAUGGUCCAGAGGGUCGGACCUGCCCAAACGUAUUGCGGGGGCAUCAGCAUGUGUGUGCACCGUUAAACCUUCACCUCAGUCAGCUUCUGUGGAGAAAAGGAAAAUGGGGCGUGUGGUGAAUGGAAGAUUACAGCCCUCUCAGUAGUAAAGAGGGAGACUUUUGACUUCACAAAGCUCCUGAUACCCUCACGGGGACAUCAUUGUUUUGGUUCGCCUCCUAAACUGAUCUGAACCUUUGCAGUAUCAAAGUAGAGAAGGAAAAGGGCAAAUAGGAUUAAAAACAAAUGUAACGCCUUAAAAUCACUUUGCUGACCAAAACAAAUUGUGAUGGAUAUUGUGCAUG